AUGAUCUCCAAAUUCAUCACCGAGGUGUCAACCGUCUUCAACCCCUUCUCUCCUAAAGCAAAGACCGCGCGCCUAUUCCUCUCAUUCCUCCCCCCGAACGCACGGCAGACUAUGAAGAUAAACACAAAACUGUUGCCGAGGAUGUCGAAGGAGCCUAGCUUUGUGGAGCUAAAAUUCAGUAAGAGCCCUUCGUUCUCGAUGAUGCUUGCGCCUGUAGAAGAUGGGAUGCAGAUGAAGCUUGAUGCGGAGAAGUUAGGGAUCAAAGGGGUUAUUGAGGAGGUGGAUCGACAUUCGCGGAUAUUAUCGAGGCAGGAAGAAUUGACUGGAAACUGA
Messenger RNA from Lachnellula hyalina, 333 nucleotides. RefSeq names its product 54S ribosomal protein, mitochondrial (gene MRPL44). The record is from RefSeq and is a predicted model, not a curated record. Gene Ontology annotation, molecular function: structural constituent of ribosome. Bases 1 to 333 code for a protein of 110 amino acids. The transcript is spliced from 2 exons. Gene Ontology annotation, cellular component: mitochondrial large ribosomal subunit. NCBI's taxonomy places the organism in Eukaryota, Fungi, Ascomycota, Leotiomycetes, Helotiales, Lachnaceae.